AUGCGAAUAUCAAGAAUCUUCAUUAUAUUUAUUGUGGUUUUCAUUCAUGGUUAUCAAGCGGAGGAUUGUGGAAAUGGUGAAUCCUGUGAUGUUGGUAAUACAUUCCUACAUUCAACAUAUUGCUGUAAAGAUUCUUCUGAUAAACCGGCAUGUUGUAAAGAAUUCCGUUGGUGGCCACUUACUGUUACAAUAUGUGCUUCUGUCUUGGUACUCAUUAUAAUCCUCAUCUGUUCAUGUUGUUACGGUCUCUUUAGUUGUGUAAUUGAUAUUUUAUGCUGUUGUAGACGUUAG
Schistosoma guineensis is the source of this 291-nucleotide messenger RNA. Lineage: Eukaryota; Metazoa; Platyhelminthes; Trematoda; Strigeidida; Schistosomatidae. The record is from the annotation of a GenBank genome assembly.